Penicillium waksmanii is the source of this 831-nucleotide messenger RNA. RefSeq lists its product as uncharacterized. NCBI's taxonomy places the organism in Eukaryota, Fungi, Ascomycota, Eurotiomycetes, Eurotiales, Aspergillaceae. Bases 1 to 831 code for a protein of 276 amino acids. The record is from RefSeq and is a predicted model, not a curated record. The transcript has 2 exons.
AUGGUCAUGGCUUUCAUGGCGAGGCGGCCACCCUCCCUCAUUGUCUUGGGGGACGCCGAACUGCAACCAUAUCUCCAGCGCAAAUUUCUGCAGUCUCUGGUUUUGGAAUUCAAUCACCUACACUUGAAUGAUCUAGAUGAUCCGAACUACCGCGAUGCCGACGGUAAUGAUAACAGUGGCAGCCCUUCUACUAGCCCCCAUGACGAGAUCCUCACAACUUUCUACCCCUCAGCAGGAGUAUCAUCCGGUACUGGAGCCGCCUCCUCUCAGGACGUUGCGGGUUCCCUCUUAACAUUGACUCCAACCGCCUCGUUCCUUGCUUCUGGGAUGACGGAGUCGGCCCACCUAGCUUCUGACCCAAACAACCCGUCCACCAGCUCUACUACUCCUACUACUACUACUGCUGCUGCUACUACCAAUCAAAAUUUGCCUUCGUUGCGACCUCGUGGCCGACCUUCUUCGAGUCUCAAUAUUCGACUUCCACGGCGAGUGGCAUUUGUUGUGGCUCCACGGAAUCGUCCACGGACAACUGCUUCUCGGCGAUGUAGACAGAAAGAAAACCACCGGCAUACCAAGCAAACAAUUCCAGACGUGAAAUCAUGGCUUUUCACCAUGCCAAAGCCACGUCUAUCUCUCGGGGCCAUUCCGGAUAUGACCAUGGGCAGUGUCCCACUACGGGACCUAGCUUUAGCGUCGACAAUGUCUUACGAGGCAGUUCUGGCCGCGACAAUGGUCUCGCCAUCCGUGGCAGCGGAUCCCAUACAGGAAUAUGGCACUAUUCAACCCGAGUCGGUAUUUAAUGAGCUUAGUGCGGAUCGAGAUGGCGAGUGA